AUGGAAGCUAAGAGUCUGGGAACGAGAAAGUACUCUAAGGUGGCGACUGUUUUGACAAGGAUGCCCCAUCCUGCUUACUACGCUUUUUUGGCACUUUUAACUCUUACGCUAGAAAUUAACUCAGCUUUUUCAGCGCGAAUAGCUGGUUUCCAUACUACAGGAGGAUCACAGUACAUAAACACCAGAAACAUUCUAGAAGAGUUAGCAACUCGUGGACACGAGGUCGCGUGAUGUGUUCUUCUAUUUUGCAUGAUACUGUUAUUUUAGCAAGACAGAGAAAUCAUCGUGGUAAUUAAUUUUUUAAUGUUGGUGGUUGGAAUCAGAUUAAUUUUACACCGGAAGCAGUUAUCUUGCUUUAACCAUUUCAAGUUAAUUACAUGUGUGAUAUUUGCCCUAGAGAUCGACAAGUGGAACAGGUGUUGUUAAUCAGUUUGUUUACGUUCCCUCUGUGGCCAAAAAUUCCCGAUGAAUUCUCUUCAAACGAUUCUUUUAUAAAUUUCCAAAGUCUCCUAUAUUCCCCUCUCAAAACAGGAUUUAAAACUUUUUCUUUGUUUGGUCGCUAUCAAAGGUUACUUUCUGUCGGAAAAUUCGAGGUUAGAUUUCUGAGUACCUUAUGAUGGAUGAAGGACUAGGAGUUUCGGCACUGAGCGAUUGAAAUUAAGUUUAGUAGUUGCACAUCGUUACUUCAGUUCUAAUGUUUCAUUUGUUGAAGAUUGAUGGAGAUAUUCCAAAAACCCUAUAGGCAGUAUCUGAGUAAGGUAGACAAUAUGCAAUUAUUUAGUAACAGGCUUUCUCUCUUGGGAGGGGUCGGAGGAUUUUAAUUGGGUCACCAUAAAAUUUACCUGAUCCUCCCCCCCCCCCUAAUAAGGCCCUCUAAUAAUCUCAUGACUACCCCUCCCUGGCAGAUAAUUAGCAGUCAAUUUUCUAUGUGCCCUUCCUUUUUUUACUUUGUGCAAUGACUGAAUACCCCCUCCCUUGCCCCUGAAAAUCUUGUGAUUCCCCUAAAAUUCUCCAACUCCUCCUAGAAGAUCAAUAAUUAAGUUGAGAUGUAAAGAAAAGACAAAUUUAUAAUAAAUAGCUAUUGAUUUUUUUACCUUUGAUUUUAAUUGGUUACAAUUAGGUUGUAAUGGUUGUUCCAUCUUCUUUUGAUAAAAUCAAACCGAGUGAGAAGGUACCUCACAAGAUUUACCAAGCACCUUAUAAACCAGGCUUCUUAGAAGAUACAGUAAUACCCCUUGAACUGGAAGGAAAAAUGAUGGAGGUACUUUUCAAGAUGAGCAAGAUUCAGGAAACAUUAUGUGAAAGUGCACUAAACUCCACUGAAGUUCUCAAGGAAUUGAAAAACUAUGAUCUUAUCACCUAUGAUAGUGGAGCAUUCUGUGCGGCAUUAAUUGGUGAACUCCUCAAGAUUCAGCGCAUUGAGUUGUUCCCUUACCCCCCUAACAGUCCAGAUGCCUUUUAUCACAUGAUACCCUCGCCAAUUUCCUAUAUUCCUCAACUUUCUACGGGAUUUACUGAUAAAAUGACAUUCAAGGAACGUUUGAUGAAUCUGGGAUCAUACACUGGCGAGAGACUGUUUUUGAGCAUAGUCUAUAACAGACCAAUGAAUGCUCUAAAAAUGAGAUACAACAUUACGCCUGAAAGAAGCUUUGAGGAGGCUGUUGCUGAUGUAGAACUACUUUUAAUCAUGGCAGAUUUUGCACUGGAAUACCCACAACCUCUGUUGCCAGGUGAGAACUCUUUAAAACUUUACCAUUUAACCCUUUAACUCCCAAGAUCUGAUUGUUAAUUCUCCCCUCUACCUGCUACACAUUUCUUUGUUAAUUAAUGAUGAGAAUAAGUUAUCAGUAAAUUAGUAUGAAAGAUCAAGAUAACAACUUCUACCUGAUAAGUUUGAAUGUUCUCAUUAUACCUACGUACAGGAUAAUGUAUGGAUAUUAUAGGAAGGAAAAGUUACAUGUUAUUUGUUUGUGGGAGUUGAAGGGUUAAGGUUGACCUUAACCCUUCAACGUUUGUUGCAUAUUGUAAUUCUCCCAUUUGGCUGUAAGACACCUCCUUAAAAAUUAGAUGAGAGAAUUUGGUGUUUCAUCAAGAUGUGACACUCAGUUAUUAUAUAAUUGUGAAGAUCUUAAAAGGGUUCCUUUGAGUGCUUGCCAAUUGAUCUUGAGUAAAAAAGAGUUAGGUUAAUAACUGGAACCAGAACUCUAUAACCUUUAUUUCUGGCUCUCAAAAGAUGAUUGAGUACUAAGCUUUCUACAAUAUCUUUAACCAUAGCCAGAGGAGGUUAUACUUUCCCAGAAUGGUUUUCAACCCCAAUUAAAACUCAAGUAUGGUCAAAAGUUGAAAUAUGAUUGAUAAGAUCUUUAUUAAUUGAAGAGGAAUCUUUGUUAUAUUUAUUCAAUAGGUCAUGUUAUGGUUGGACCACUAAAUGUCAAAGAUACUCAACCCUUCCCCCCUGAUUUAGAAGAGUUUGUCAAUAAUUCAGGGGAUCAUGGUUUUAUUAUUGUUUCCUUUGGUUCAAUGGUGGCUUCAAUCCUUCCAAGAGAGAAAGUGGAUAUGCUAGCUGAUGCAUUUGGAAAACUGAAACAAAAAGUUGUGUGGAGACUUAAAGGUAUCUGCAGUUUUUAAAAGGAAUUUUGAAUUGUGCAGGGUCAUAGCAAGCAUGACACAAGACGAGGCAAUUACCUUGUCUUGAUUUCAGCCCAAGAUUGACUUUUCUGAAGAAAAAUGCCACAGGAAAUGCUUAAAAGAGCAUUUCUGAGCCUUUAGAUUUAAAAAUUUUCUGGGGGGGGCAUGCCUGCAGACCCCCCCUUGGCGGCUUGUGCCUUUGGUGCUCAAAACUUGCCUGGUCUUGUUCUUUUGUUUUGUUCUUGUUGUGUUGUUUACCAACUGAGUAUUUUAUACAACGGCCAUUUAUUUGUUCCUUCUAUCUUUUUAUCCAUCCUUUAGUUUGUCAUCAGAGAUAAUCUGUUGGAGCAUUGAUCAAUCUACUCUACUCAGUCAGUCAUUGAAUGCUCAAUUAGUCAAUCAGUCUUUGAGUCAGUUGGUCGGUCUUUUUGUCAGUUGUUCAGUUUGUCAGCUAGUCAGGCAGUCUGUCUGUUUGACAGUUGUUUAGUCUGUCAUUUAGUUGGUAGGUAAGUCAGUCUGUCUGUCUGUCUGUUAGUCAGUCAGUCAGUCAGAAAGUAAGUCAGUCACUCAGAUAUUUAGACAGAUACUUGAUCAGUAGAGUUGGUUAGUCAGUCUGUCAGAUACCAAAAAACUUAUUGGGAGAACUUGAUGAUUUGCUUUGCUUAACAUGUGUGAUAGAAUAGCACUCUGUCCGGUAUACUCUGUCCAGUAGGAGUUGAAAUACUCCUGAUUAGAAAACAAACCCUCCCCUUGAAUUGCUCACUUGUAAGAUUAAAUGCUGGUAUGUCUUUAAAAGGGUUGGUUUUUCUUUCUGGCAGGUUAUAUCCCAUCCUCCCUUAAAGCAAACAUCAAAGCAGUUCAAUGGUUACCUCAGAAUGAUCUCUUAGCACACAAGGACAUCAAAGCUUUUGUCUCCCAUGUGGGACAUAACAGUCUGUAUGAGUCAGCAUACCAUGGGGUCCCUGUGGUAGCCUUUCCAUUGGGUAGAGACCAGGAUAGCAAUGCUAAGAAAGCUGAACAUUUUGGCCUUGGUUUAAUUGUUGAUCAUAAAAACUGCAGUGUGCAACAACUGUUUGAAACAAUUGAGAAAGUUGUAGGGGAACCACAGUAUGUAGUAUGCUAUAUUUGUCAAAAGUGGUUUAAAAAGAACUUGUUGUUGGCCAAUUAGGCCUUGAGAUAAGUUAAUUGUACAGAAUGAUGCUAAUAAGUGUGUGAUUUGAGGGAAUUACUGACGUGUCCACAUCCCUGAAUGUGAUCAUUGCAGAAUAUUUUAAGUGUUAAAUGUUUUUUCAAGUUUAUCAGGCAACCACUGUGUUUAGUUCUGAAUCAUGGCUUCCCAAGAGAGCACUUUGAGUGUUGCAAAACCAAAACCAAAGUAAUCACAGUGGACAAUCAGGUGAAAGGAAAAAGUCAGGAGCAUUCAAUGACAACUUUAAGAGAAAAAACACGUAAACAGAGGGGCAUAAUGGCAUUGACCAAGUUGCAGUUAGUUUUAGUUUUGAAUCAGAUUGGUUGAGAAAGUAGUGAAAGUUUUCCAGACCAAUCUUACAGCAAAAGAGCAAACCAAAUAAUUCCAGAUUACUCUCAACACUUGAUUGAAAUUUCUUUUAAUUAGUCAUAAGUCGAAUAGCAUGCACCUCUUAUUAAGAAAGUGACUGUCACAGUGUUUGGGCCAAAUACAGCUUUGAAUUGACUGUAAGGAUUCAUUUCUGCCGGGUAACAUAAGUAAAAAAAAGUGUCAUUAUUUCAUUAAAAUCCUUUACAUAGAAAUUCGAUUUUUCUUCAGAUUUAAAACAAAUGCAAUGCACAUCUCUGGGCUGUUGAAGGAUCAUCCUUACACACCUCUACAAGAAACCUGCAACUGGAUUGAGUAUGUAGUCAGACAUGGUGGAGCCAGACACCUCAGAGCUCAAGUUUUUGACAUUCCUUGGUACAAGUGCUACUUACUUGAUGUCAUAGCUUUCCUUGUUACUAUAGUAACCUUAGUUGUCCUGGUGAUAAGAUUUAUAUGCAGGUGUUUGUGUAGAGUGUGCUAUAAAAAGGGAGACACCAAACCCAAGAAGGAGUAAAACUGUGCUGUAUGUUGUGAUGUUAUGUGAUACUUCCUCUGAGUGUGAAGUGAAAGUUCAACCCACUCAUUUCAGCACGUAGUGUUUUUAUACUGUAUUAUGACACUUUGGGACA
Messenger RNA from Pocillopora meandrina, 4812 nucleotides. Lineage: Eukaryota; Metazoa; Cnidaria; Anthozoa; Scleractinia; Pocilloporidae. The record is from the annotation of a GenBank genome assembly.